UAUGGAAUUCUCUCUUGUCAAUUAUAACAAUGCUGUAAAAACACAAACAGGCAUUUUCUACAGUAAUUCAACAGAUAUUCUCUAUUCAGUUGACGAUGCAACUAGUAGUAGAAGUGUCUACAAGAAGUUGGGCGGUUUUAUUAUCGGCCUUGUCGUAGAUCCGAAAAAUAAUAAAUUAUUCUGGUCCGAUUCGGCUGUUGAACAGAAAGGAAUUUACUCGGCAGAUUUAAAGGUUACAUCUAAUCAAUUAACGUUAAUUAACGUUAAAAAGAUAAUAAGUGAUGUGUCAGUAGUAGAAUCUAUUGAUGUUAACGGCAAUUCAAAGAAUAUCUAUUGGACGGAUUCUGCUAGAAGAAAGAUUAAUGUUGCAUCGUACGAUGGACGUUUAAGGAGAGAAUUUCCCAUUUAUAAUCUUUUAUCUCCAAGAGGUUUAUUUACCGAUUUAAAAGAAGGUUAUUUAUAUUGGACCGACUCGGUUCGAUCGGUAGUAGAAAGGUCUAGAUUGGAUGGUUCAAAAAGGGAGAUCGUAGUAUCAUCUUUAAAUAUUAUUAAAAAUCCAAAUGGGAUAUUUAUAGCCAAGAAAUUCAUUUAUAUUGUUAGUGGAUGGUCAAAUCUUCUUGUUAAACUAUCAACAAGUGGAAAGAUAUUAUCCAAAAUUCUAUUACCAGAGAAUCCAGCUUUUGAUCUAAUUAUUGACUCUGAUUUUGCAUAUGUAACAGUAUCAAAUGUUGGUCUAAUUAAAGUUGAUCUAUUGAAAUCUACAUACAGUACUGUCUCUGAUCAUUAUGGUAGCAAUUUUGGAAUUACAACUCAAUUACAAAAAGACGAAAGUUCCUCUCUAUCGCGACUUUGUAAUCCUGGAAAACAUAAAUGUUCACACAUUUGCUUACUAACAUCAUCCUCCACCUAUCGUUGUAGUUGCCCCUCGACAGGUGGUAAAGUAUUAGACAAGAAGAAGAGCAAAUGUAUAGAUCCAACAACAGUUCUGAUAUUUGCCUCAGCCGAUCAGGGAGAAAUUGGCUACAUUGAUCCUGAUAAUCCCCUAGAACGCUAUAUUAUCUCUAAAUCAGUCAGACCGGUUGCCCUUACUUUCGACAAGGAAGAAAAGAUGGUCUAUUGGAGUGAUAUAGUCGAAAGAGUCGUUUUAAGGGCGCAUCUAAGUGGUCAAAAUCGAGAGGUUGUACUAACAUCGGACAAACAUUCCAUAGGUAUAGUCGAUGGCCUAGCAUUUGAUAACAGUGACAAGAGAUUGUACUUUACAAAUAGGGCUAAUAUAAAUAUGGAAAAAUAUGGAAGUCGCAAAUUGUACAGAAUAGAAUCAGUAUCGACGAAUGGGGAUAAACAAUUAACAAUAAGUAGAAAGAUCACCAAUCCAAUUGCUAUAUUCUUAUACAAAGAUCAGUUAUACUAUACCGGUCGGAAUCAUCAAGGUAGACUAAUGAAAUCGAAUAAAGAUGGAUCUAAUUCAACAACUGUCUUUUCAAAUACGACUUUCAAUAAUCCGAAUGGAAUUUUUAUUGAAAAUUCGGGCAGGAUAUUCAUUAUCGAUUCAAACUAUUCUGCUACGACCAAAUGGCAUACAGGAAGUGUAUACUUCCUAACAAUUUCAAAUGGAAGUAAAGCGAUACUUAAAGGAAUAACUAAAUUAAAGUUAAAAGCGCCAUUAGGAUUAACUGGGAAUGGUAAUGGAGUUUUAUACGUAUCAGAUUGGGAUAGUCGUUCAAUUGAACGUAUAGAACUCGAUAAAAAUGGAUAUUUAAAGGAACAAUCAACCGUACUAAAGAAUAUUACACAACCAAUGGGUGCAUUGUAUAUUAAUAUGAAAUCAAAACCUAUUCAAGAUACAUCUUGUACACUUAAGAAUUGCGAUAUCUGCUUGAAAAUUGAUACAAAAAAUACAAAGAGGUGUUAUUGUGAUGGCUACAAUACUAAAUUACUGUCAACUGAUAAAAGUUCAUGCAAAGAAUCAGAAGAUUUCAUAGUUUUCGCCGAUAAAUCAUCAAUAAUUUUAUCAUCUUUAAGAGAAACGUCUAAGCCUCACUAUAUCAUCAGAGGGAAUCCAGUACUUUCAUCAUAUUCAGCUGUAGCCGUUGUUAAAGAUACCUACUACUUUACUGACCUUCAGAGAGGUUCGCUGCAGUCAACAAACAUGACUAGUAAACAAUCGGAAGUACUCAUUUCAAAGGGCACUUUGAUUAAGCAGAUUAUAGUUACUGCAGAUGGAAAGGGUCUAUUUUGCGCCGAUUCCCUUAAUCAUCGUAUCUUAUUCAUUGAUCUAGUUACAAAACAGAAAAAGACUUUUGUCGAUCUUGUCAAGGAUCCCGAAAGUCUUACUAUAGAUUCCAGUGGAAAUUAUCUGUAUUAUACUGAACAUAGAAAAGAGAGCAAUAUAUGGAAGGUAUCAUUAAAGGAUGACAAACCAACGCCAACGUUAGUCUAUCAAAAAGCCUUUCACGAUCCUCGUGGAUUGUGCUUCGACGGAGAUGAUCUUAUAUUGGUUGAAAAUAAUAAUUUUCAUAAAUUCUGGAAUUGCUCCAGUUCAAUUAAAAUUGGUUGUAGACAAGUAAAACUUACAGAGAAAUUGGCUAAUAUAACAUCUAUAGCAUGUAUGAAUCGAGAAAGUAUAUUAUAUUUCUCAACGCAAACACCUCCCUCUAUUCAAAGUUUGAACCUUUCAACCGGAAAGACCAAAACUAUCGUAAAAUAUCUAAUAGGGCCUAAUCAAAUUUCUAUAAAGGUUACGCAUACUAAGUGCGGUGUGAAUCAUAAAUGUACGGAUAUAUGUAAAAAUGUCCUAGGGGAAGAGGUUUGUUCUUGUAGAGGGGGUCGUCAUCUGUUGGACGAUGGUAGUACAUGCGUUGAUAAAGCUAAUUGGGAAGAGAAACCAUGGAAAUUUUGCGUUAAAAAUUGUACAAAACAAAAUACAGUUUGUGGUCGAAUUAUUGAUAAACAAAUAUCAUCUUGUAUUUGUAAACCGGGUUAUACUUCAUCCGGAAACGGAAAUUGUAUAAAAUGUCAGAAAAACGAGUUCAAGUCUAAACCAGGACCGGAUGUUUGUUCUCCCUGUCCUGCAGGCAGUACCGAUUCAUCAGAUAGAAUUAGCUGUUCUUGCACGUCCGGUAAAUAUUGGUUAAAGGAAAUCGAAGAUUGUACAGAUCGUAUUGGGAAUUGUCCGUCUGAAGGAAAAGUGAAUUGUUCGAAUAAAGAAUGCGAGAAAGAUGAUGAUUGUCCACCUCUUCAAAAAUGCUGUUUAGGUUCAUCAUGCGGAAAGAGGUGCGCUGAUGGAGUUAAAUCAAAGUUUGGCUGCUUGCAUAACGGAAAUAUCUAUAAGCAAAGUGAAAUGUUUAAAAUUGAUCAUUGUACAAUAUGUACGUGUACGUCUUCCGGUCAUUCUUCAUACUACGAAACUAAGUGCAAAACUCAAAAAUGCCUUCCGCUCAACUGCGAUAAGUCUAUUAAAAAAGAGGGUCAAUGUUGUCCUGAAUGUUUAGACGACAAAGGUAAAAUGCAUUUUAAUACACACUUUCAAAUAAAAUAUGAUGAUUUUCGUGGUAUUUUAGUCAAAUUUAUCAAUUGUCCAACGGAAACGAAAGAGAUAAAUACGGAAAAAGGAAAGAAUUAUGCGAUCUUAAAAAGCUUUUUACGCGCGACAUCCCUUGGUAAAUCUUUGAAUGUUAAUGUCUCUCCGGAUGUAGGUCAUUUAGUAUGGAAUCGUAAUGCCUACAGGUUCAUGGCUACUUCCAACAAAGCAAUAUGUCAUUUUCGAGUAUUGGUCGUUGGUAAGCCUACCUUAAGGUUUAGGCCUUAA
Messenger RNA from Dimorphilus gyrociliatus, 3808 nucleotides. The record is from the annotation of a GenBank genome assembly. NCBI's taxonomy places the organism in Eukaryota, Metazoa, Annelida, Polychaeta, Dinophilidae.